UACGGUACGUUGUUAAGUAUGUUCGACUAACUUUUGAAGUAGGAAUAGAAAUUCGAGCAUGUGAUAUGCGCGUAAAGUAUAAAUCAGUGUUUUUAUUCACCAUAAACAGAUAUGAACGUUGAUACUCGUAGACACUCUCGCCAUUCACUCCAAAUUCAGCGAAGAAAGUCUUCAUAGUGUUCAAUGCUGAGAGCACGAAUUCUAACCUCCAAAUUCGUGUGCAUACGUGUAUAUAUUAUUACAGCUUAUUAAAUUAACACUGUAAAUAGCCGAUAUAUGUACCAAUAAAAGCUUUUUUCGUGUAUUAUAAUUUCACCGUAUGUCACAAUAAUUCUCCUUCAUGUUAAUCUUAAAAAAUAUAUAACAUUUUCUUCUUAACAAAGAAUCAAGAGAAAUGAAGAGCAUGAUCUUUCUCAAGAAUUCGAUCAUUCAAAGUAUCGGAAAUGUCCAUCACUUGUCACAAUCGUCUGAAUAUUGACGCAACUUUUUUUACGACUAUUGCGAUUAUUUUGAAUUAUAAAUUUUCAUUGGCUGAUUUUAAGCCCGCCAAAAUAUGUCAAUCUUACAAUUUCGAAAAACGAUAAAAGUGAAAGAGUUGUACAAUAUGUUCGUGACAUGAUUUAACCUAUGACCUUGAGCUUUCGAUACGUAUUUUGUAAUUUAAUUCGUAAUAAUAUAUUCAAUGAAACUAUUUUUUAAAUCUAACGUUUCUUAUUUAUUUGAUACGAAUGCCAUUUGUAUUUUUAAAAGUGAACACAGCGAAAAGAAAGUUACGUUUAUUUAAACGUUGUUUCCCCUUAAUAAAUCAGUAACAUAGAAUGAGACAAUUGUCGCUUGUGAUUUCAUAACCUUUUCUUCUAAUUUCUAAUACGUUUUUACAUUUAUUACAACAUUUGAAUAGUUUGUUUUAAAAAAUGGCUAAUUUAAGUGCAUAUAAACAACAAAUACGACUUAUCAAACAAUAUGCUCUUGAACAUAAUAUAUCAGAAUCACAAACCACUGAGAUAUUUAACAAGUGUUUUCAAAUGCUUGAGAUAAAAUAUAGUAAAAAAACUUGGAGUAUUUUAAAAUUAUUAAAAUAUAUUACAACAUUUAUAUGUGUAUUAUUAAUUAUUUUCAUUGGCCUAUAUAAUCAUCCUUUUUAUAAUACUAUGGUAUUGAGAAAUCUGCAGAGUUCUAUUUAUCCUGGUUUAAAAAUUUUGCGUAAAAUAGCUUUACCAAUUAUUGAAAAGUAUCCAAUGUUGUCAGAAUUAUAUGAUGAAUGGUGUUUAGUUGAAAAUCAAUUUUUUUAUGUUAGCGAUAUGGAUUGUUGGCCAUGUAGUAUCAUGAGUUCGGUACCUGAUCUAACAAACCACAAUAUAACUAAAACAUUUAAUAUUGGCAUUCCCUAUACAAAAGCAGAAAAUAAUGUAGCUGUUAAUAUGCAAGAUUUAUUUGAGAUGUACUGGUAUAAUAAUAAUACAUUUAAAGAAGAUUCUAAUAAAAUAUUUUCUAAUAAUGAUGCAUAUCGCACCAUCCAUGAUGUUAUGGAUAAAAGAUUGGAUAUUUAUCCUUCUGAGUCCCUUACGACUCAUAUAACAUGGAGAAUAAAUCGUAUGAAACCUGGAAGGAUUAUACGGAAAUUGUUCCCAAAACCUAUGGAAACUCCUAAUUGGUGGGGUCAAAGUAUAGAGAAAUUUAUAUUUAUUGAUGAAGCAAACUCUCCACUUUAUUCAUUGCCGAGACCUGAGUGCAGUAAUGUUAUAUUAAGAUUUACUGAUGGAGCAAGGUUAAUAAAGAUGAUGCCAAGCUUAGAAUGUCAACAAAAUUGCAAAACUUCUACAAUUCUUCUUUCAAAUGGAUACACAUGUAUGUUUCUUUUUUAUAUCUAUGGUCUAUUUUUAAUAGAAGGAAACCUACUAAUUUUUAUAAUUCUUUUAGUAUGGUAUAAUUGGUGGUAUUGGCGUCCAAUGAGUCUACCAGUUUCUAAUUCAACUACUAUUUCUAUAAGUUAUCUUACUUCAUUUUGUUAGAAUUAUAAAUUUUGUUAAGAUUAAUAAAUAAUAAAUAGGUGCAAUAUAAUACUUUUGCCAAAGUUUGUACAAUAAAUAAUUUUAUAUUUUGUAUCAUCACAA
Messenger RNA from Vespa velutina, 2114 nucleotides. RefSeq lists its product as uncharacterized. Bases 915 to 2012 code for a protein of 365 amino acids. The record is from RefSeq and is a predicted model, not a curated record. Lineage: Eukaryota; Metazoa; Arthropoda; Insecta; Hymenoptera; Vespidae. The transcript has 4 exons.